AUGGAGAUGGCCAUUAUGAAGGCAGAUUUGCAUGAGGAUAGCGAAACCACCAUGGCUCGAUUUUUGCAUGGUUUGAGGCCGAAGAUUGCCGAAGUAGUGAAACUCCAACAUUAUCUCGACAUGAAUGAAAUGCUAGAAAAGGCGGUCACAGUUGAACGGUGCCUCAAGAGGAGGGGUAGUGCACGAGAAAGCACUACAUACCAAGGUGGAAAUUGGCGCCCUCCUCAACCAAAAAGAGAGGAGAAGGCCACGGCUCCUUCUAACCCUCCAAGGCCGAGUGUCUUUCCUUCCAAGGCAACGGCCAAGACCGAGUUUAAGGCUAAUAAUGGAGCUUUCAAACCUCGUGGCCGAAACACCAAGUGCUUUAAGUGUCAAGGAUUUGGCCAUAUCGCCUCCCAAUACCCCAACCAAAGGACCAUGCUAUUGUUGCCAAAUGGGGAGGUUGUAUCAGAUGAGGAAGAGGAGUAUGAAGGAAUGCCACCUCUAGAGGAGGAAGAAAAUGAUUCAAGUGAGGAGAUACCUACACAUGAGGAGAUCGGUUGCUUAGUGGUUCGAAAGGUCCUUACUACGCGAGCCAAGAAGGAGGAAAUGGAGGUACAACGGGACAAUCUUUUCUACACAAGGUGUCACAUCAAGGAUAAGAAAUUUGAGGACAUAUUCUCUGAGGACGUGCCCAAUGGACUACCACCCCUAAGGGGAAUCAAGCACCAAAUUGACCUCAUUCCGGGCAUCCCACUGCCUAACAAACCUGCCUAUCGAAUGGGCCCUGAGGAAACAAAGGAGUUGCAAAGGCAAGUGGAGGAACUACUAAGGAAAGGCUGGGCUCGAGAAAGUCUAAGUCCAUGUGCUAUACCAGUGAUUCUCGUGCCAAAGAAGGAUGACACCUGGAGAAUGUGCACCGACUGCUAUGUCGUUAGUGUACAAGGUAUCCAUGUAGAUGAAAAGAAGGUCAAGGCCAUUCAAAAAUGGCCGACACCUACCUCUGUUAGUGAGGUGCGCAGUUUUCAUGGACUAGCUAGCUUUUACCGCCGCUUUGUGAGAGAUUUCAGCACCAUUGCAGCACCACUCACUAUGGUCAUGAAGAAGAAUGAGAAGUUCAUUUGGGGGAAAGCACAAGAUAAGGCCUUCCAAUUACUCAAACACAAACUCACACAUGCACCACUUCUUGCAUUACCUAACUUUGACCUCACUUUUGAAGUGGAAUGUGAUGCAUCAGGUGUUGGAGUUAGAGCCAUACUAAUGCAAGGUGGGAAGCCAAUCACCUACUUCAGUGAGAAACUAAAUGGCGCGGCGAUCAACUACUCGACCUAUGACAAGGAGUUAUAUGCCCUUGUAGGUGCUUUGGAUGUGACGCCCCGAAAAGAAUGA
This is a messenger RNA of Coffea arabica (coffee), 1368 nucleotides long. NCBI's taxonomy places the organism in Eukaryota, Viridiplantae, Streptophyta, Magnoliopsida, Gentianales, Rubiaceae. The record is from RefSeq and is a predicted model, not a curated record.